Phoenix dactylifera (date palm) is the source of this 558-nucleotide messenger RNA. The record is from RefSeq and is a predicted model, not a curated record. NCBI's taxonomy places the organism in Eukaryota, Viridiplantae, Streptophyta, Magnoliopsida, Arecales, Arecaceae.
AUCACCGGCAAGACUUAAUUGACCGGGAGUUAUGAAAUCCUAACAAAUCUCGUUAUUUGAAAAAGAUGAUAUCACGGGAUGCUGUGUAAUUCUUUCUGCUAUUUAUACUUUCUGCUAUUUGCGGUUCUAUUACAUGUACAUUCAAAUGAAGAUCCUGCUUAUGUUUUUGACUUGAUGUUGCACUACUUGGCUAAUGAGUUUCUAUUCUAUGACCAGGGGAAAAAGGUGAAGGUACCCACUUUUCUUGUCCCUGCUACACAAAAGGUAUGGAUGGAUAUAUAUGGCCUUCCGGUGCCAGGAUCUGGUGGCAAGACUUGCUCUCAGAUAUUUGAGGAAGCUGGUUGUGAGGUUCCGGCAAGUCCUAGUUGUGCAGCUUGUAUGGGUGGCCCGCUAGACACUUACGCACGGAUCAAUGAACGUCAGGCAAGUUUGUUAUCUCGUGGAAUUUCUUUAGAGAUAUUUUUGUUUGUCCAACCCAGAUUGGUCGCAAGCAGUUGGUUCAACCACAAGCCUCUGCUAGUACACACUACUCUAAUGUGUUAGACUGGCUUGUCUGUA